AAAGACUUAAGGCCGUCCCUCUAAAAUACGCGCCCCCUCUCGAAAUCUCUCUCUGCUCAAAGAUUUUGCUUUGGUGUUGCGCGCAAGUGAGUUGAGAAGUAUUUUCCUCUCUUCAAUUACCCGCCCAAAAGGUUUCCCAGGCUCAAUCCGUCGUUCGGAGGCUUUUUUGAUGUUGAAACGGUGAGGCGGCGGGGUUUGGAUGGAUUCGAGUUCGAUGGAGGGUUUGGAGGUGGGGGUGGCGGUGGGGGAGAAGCGGCCGGCGGGGGAGGGGGGUGAAUUGGCCGCGGCGAAGAAGAAGGCGAGGAGGGCCGACGGGGUGGUUGCGAACGUGAGGAGGGCGGCGGAGAUAGUGAUGGUUCUGGCGGCGAUGGGGAAGAUGCGGGGAGGGAGGAGCCCGAGCGCAGCGGAGAGGGAAAUGGCGGCGGAGGCAAGGGAGAAGGUGGCGGCGGUGUGCGGGGAGUUUGCGCCCAAGGACUUGUUCCCGAGGGAUGCGUUUGGUGGGGUGAUUGAGGAUCUGGGGUUUAAUAAGGUGAGGGAACAGAGGUUAGGGUUUCGGCCUCCGAAGAUGUCUAUUGCUGAGAAGGUGUUGCUUGCCAAGCAAAAGAUGGAAAAAUCUGACGAAUUUUCUUUACGCAAUGGGAUACAGUUAUCUCAACGGUUGCAAACAAAUAUGGGUGCAACAGAAAGCCGUGGGGCAUCACAUGCUACUAGAAUGUUUCCAUCAGAUAAACCUAAUCAUGGACAGGCUACCUCUGGAGCUUUCCAAUCUGCUUCUUCUUUAGGCCAUAUGUCUGCCGCAAAUUCUACAUCUUUACCGUAUCAGCUGCCUGCUAGUGAAGUAAAACAAUCUCUGGCUUCCACUGGAUUACCUCCCAGUCUUCUGGCAAGGGAUUCUUCAACCACAGCGCCGAAAGUUGACAGGCUACAUAUGAGGUCGGAUCCGAGAUCGAAUGGUUCAUCAUAUACAUUGCGAAAUCAAGUAAAUUCUUCAGGAGACCACACAAUGCAAAAAACUCCGGCUUGGUCUCAACAAUCGCAAUCUGCUUCAUCAGGUAAAACUGGUCCGGAUAAUAAGGUGCUGCCUCAUCCUUCUAUUAAGGUCGAGGGGACAGUUAGUAUUACUGCAUCAAGAGUAGCCCCUCAAGCAGCAACUUCUAAACCACCGGUCACUCAGACCACAUCUGGACAUCUGCCGACUAUGCAUCAGCAUGUGCAAGGAAUGAACGUUCCUCAAGCCCCUUCGCUUAGCAAUAUGCACAUUGAAAUUGGUAAAAUUGUUCAAAAGUUAUUACAACCGCAUCUUCCAGUUCACCCUACUUGGACUCCUCCUUCAAGAGAUUACAUGAAUAAGGCUCUGACUUGUCAAGUGUGCAAGCUUACCAUUAAUGAGGUUGAAAAUGUACUUGUUUGUGAUGCUUGUGAGAAGGGGUAUCACCUAAAAUGUCUCCAGUCUCACAAUCAAAAAGGAGUUCCCAGAGGCGAGUGGCACUGCUUUAAGUGUUUGUCAUUGAGCAAUGGGAAACCUUUGCCCCCUAAAUACGGUCGUGUCACGAGAAAUAUAACUGCACCAAAAGUGCCAUCCAAUGCCGCAGCAGUUCGGCCAUCUCCAGAUAAUAAAGGGGGAACAUUAGCUGAGAAGGGAAAUCAGCAGAAAAUAACGGCAAAUGGAAGCUCUGGCAUAGAAAGUGCUGCUGCUGGUGGCAUGGGCAAUAAUCAUAAUCAAUCAGCAUCUGAUUCAAAUAUUCAAAACGCAAAGGAAAUGCACGGGAAAGAUAUUUUAUCGAGUGGAGAGAAAAAAGAUGACAAGAUCAAGUCUGAAACUUGUCCAAAUGACGUAAUGAGAACAUCGUUGUCUGCUUGUGUUUCUUCUGCUUCUGGCUCAAUGGUUGAAAUGUCAAAUGAACAGAAAUUGGUUCCUGAAGCCGAAGGACAGUCUCCUGCAAAAUCAUGUGAGACUGGUUCCAAGAUGUUGGAUCAUCUGCAAGCCUCUGGUAACUCCCAAAACGAUGUCCAAGAAGGGCUUCCAAAUAGUGCUGGAGUUCCUCCAUUGCAAAGUGAUGAAAAGAGCGUCAUCCUCAAAGAUUCAGGGGAAUCUGAUGGUAACAGAAAUUUGGAUGGAAAUCCAAUUGAUGAUAAUAAGGAAGAGGAGCAAGCAAAUGCACGAGCUGAACCUGUUGAAAAUUAUGAAACCAGCGCUCCAGCCGCUGAGCAGGCUGGGUCAUUGUCAGAUGGCUCAGAUUAUGUUGAUUGGAUUGGUGAUGUACUUAGAAUUGUUGAUGACAAGACAUAUUAUGAAUCCUGUUGCAUCAAUGGAGUUGUGUAUAAAGUGCAGGAUUAUGCUCUUUGUCGUUCUAUCAAAGACAACCUGAUGCCUUCUAAGCUUCAGGCCAUGUGGGAAGAUAACAAAACUAGAUCAAAGUGGGUUUUUGUCAACCGCUGCUACUUCCCCAAUGACUUGCCAGAAGCAGUUGGCCGUCCUUGUUCCCCCGAAAGCAAUGAGGUUUAUGAGUCUAAUCACGGUAACACCAUAGUGGCUGGCUUGAUUCGUGGCCCAUGUGUAGUCCUUCCUCCAAGCAAGUUUAACGAAGAAAGUGGGAGGAGAUCCCGCUUGGGGCCAGGGGCAAAUGAUGGAUUACAGCCACUUUACCUGUGCAAUCUAGUGGAGAUGAAUUAUCAGAUUGUGGGUGUAAUUUAUUGGAGAACGAUCUUGUUUUGCAGAUGGUUUUUUGAUGAAUCAAAAGGCGUAUUCAGAGAUGUUUCGAGUUAGUUGCAGUCAAGAGUAUUUUUUUGUGCUAGUCUUAUUCAGGGCUCUAGUGCACAAAGUUGAUGGAUCUCCUUCUGAUCAGGUAGCUUGGAUACCAGGGGACCCUUCGGACCUUUACUGCCGGAGCUUCCAAUACUUCCCAUCUGUCUCUUGUACCAUAUGUAGCGUUAGCUCUAGUCUGUAUCAUUUUUUCUUCUAGGAAUUUAAUUUGUAUUUUGCUGCAGAAUUGCAUCUUCUUCCCUCCUUUUCUAGUUGCUGAAAGCUUAUAUUGUAUUUUCAUCAAGUGAAACCGAAAUAUGAACUGCGUUUUUUCUUCUCCGCUUGCUUAACAUUGAAAUAUUUAUUCAAUAGAAGAUGCAAUUUCAUUU
This is a messenger RNA of Rhododendron vialii, 3132 nucleotides long. RefSeq lists its product as uncharacterized. Gene Ontology annotation, molecular function: chromatin binding. Bases 200 to 2767 code for a protein of 855 amino acids. The record is from RefSeq and is a predicted model, not a curated record. The transcript is spliced from 8 exons. Lineage: Eukaryota; Viridiplantae; Streptophyta; Magnoliopsida; Ericales; Ericaceae.